ACGGGAGGUUCUGGAGGUAUUCAACUUUCUCCAUCACGCGAUGGCACGAGAGUUAGUUCCACUUUCUAUUGUUAAAUCUUUCUUUAUUUGACUAAGGCAAGCUUGUUUUGUUCCAUAAUACAUUAAAAUGAAGUUAUAGCCAAUCCUUUAGCCUUUAUGAUGCAUAGCGCGUUCUACCAAAUGAGAUGGAAAGAACAAGAAGAUCCCGGAAGCCGAGCCAAAAGCACUCUAAGCUUACCAAGGAACUUGCGGUUACACCAUCAAAACAAUCCAAACCCGUGGAAGAAGUCGUCUUUUGAGGACGAUUUUAUUCUUAUUACUGAAUUUGCAGAAAAUGAGGGACCUAAAGCAGUUAUGAYGAUUCCAACUAAUGGUGGUGGCUCAUUUGACAAAAAUGCAUUUGCUCUACAUGUGAUGUCAGUGGACUUCCAGUCUCAAAACAAACACUCAGAUUUUACUAUUCAAGAGGAUACACAACUGGUUCUCACUGAAAAGACAUCUGGAACAUGUGCAUUUGUCCAUCAUUUUACUCUCUAUGAUAUUCAUGCAAGAGGUUACGUGAGACCAUUCUGUAUGAGCUACAUUGCUCAUAGUAAAAGGAAGAUAUUGUCUUCCCUGGAUACAAUUAUGAAAGAAUUUGAAAAGAUUGCAAAGCUUUUUCACUUUGGUAACAAAGUGGUGUUCAGUGGUGAUGUAGAGCAAAGACUCAUGGAUCUACUUGUCCUUAAAGAGGAAUUUCAGACUAAGCGCUGUACAAGAAACAGAUCAAAAACAGAUAUUGAAGCAGAAGUAAAACAGAAAGAGCAUUACGACGAGACAUUGAAGGAUACGAAGAAAGUCAUCGAUGCCCUUAAACAUCACAUGAUGAUCCUGAAUAUUCAUUCCCUGAGCAAGAAGGAGCAACGAACUCUCUCAAAAAAGCACGGUCAUUAUCAAGUUUAGAAGAGCCAAAAAUAGGAAACGAAGACAGCGCACAGUUUAAGACUUUUGCUCCAGCCUAUCUGCGAAACUUUCAUCAACUUAGACAUCUACAUGAGCUCUGUGGAUGGGGAGCAAAAGAAGCUAUUACUAGGUUGAGAUACGUGGCGUCGUAUUUCUCACAAGAAGAUAUCGCCAUUGCUGUGGAAAAAACAGAGUCGCAUCUUGUCGAUCCUUCGCCCUCUCUUCUUACGCUAGGAAAAAGUGUGGUUCUUAAUUUCAUGCACGAUGUUGACCUAAGGAAGUGUAUGUCAGCUAAGAAUUGUAGCAAACCUUGUGUCAAUCAACUCUUUAUGGCUGCUCUUCAUCGUCGACCAUCGCUGGCUAGUGCCGCAAGCUGUGGUAGCACGGAUUCAUUCAAAUCCUGUUUAGAAGAUGAUAAUAACAGCUCCGAACGCUCAAGCGAUAGCAUCUUGUCUCGCUUCACUCCCUCUGCGUCAUUUCAUAUAGAGCUACAAAGCGAGGAUUACGAUACGUACGACUCAGACACCACCCCUGAGACCCCCACCAGCGAUAUCUCAACAUUGAGAUUCGACGGUGGUUUCCAUGACGACAUAUCCCUGGGGGAAUUCGAUAUCAUAGAGGAAGAGAAUAUCCUGAAACGACAGCUGAGCGUAAUGGAAAUCAGAAAUGAGACGGAAGCGCGAGUUGGUCCUUGUACCCGUAAAAGUCACAGCCUAGAAAACCUACCGUCAAUGACAAAAACUUCCGCAGAGGGAAAACUAACUGAAAAUGAAUUUAAAAUAAGGCCGCAGAAAGCUGUGAAGCAUUUGUAUAUAGGACGAUCUUCGAUCCAGGCCAGUGAACUACCACCUGGGAUUGGUCUGGUUUCGUCUGCGAAGAUUCCUGUGUCGCUUUCAGAAAAAGGCGAAGACCACGUGACGCGUGGGGAGAAAAAACUGCUAAGCUUAACGAAUGUUUCUAAUAGGAAAUUUAAACACGAACAUGAAAACAGUGGAAAACUAAGUCCCAAAAGAGUUUUACACCACCACAGGUAUGACAAGCUUCCAGUGCGCUGCUUCGCAGAAGAGGUGUGCAGGUCAAGUGAUGGUUCAUCAGUGAUCAGCGGUAUGUUGGAGUUCAGGAAUCAUUACAGUUUCGGAGUUCACUUGAUAUACGCGCUUCUUAGCGGUCGGCCCGUUAUCAUCAUGGCGGAGGCGCAUAACGAAAGAGAGGUACGAUUCUUGGUAUCUGCCCUGUGGAUGUUUGUGCUGGAACAUAACGGCUGUGGCCGCACUGUCAUUCCCUGGCGAAAAAAGCCACUUCAAAUCACAGACCUCCCUUGUCUCAGAUUAGCUGGUCUUUGUAAGUCACGACGAUGCGUCCUACCCAAGUCAGUAAAGCGCUACGUUUCUAUCCUGGAUUUUGAAACUGGAACCAUCAUCAGUCCACCUUACAAGAGGUGGCUCUCAGACUCAGGAGCAUGGUGGAAAAUCGACCAUGGAUGAAAUCGAGGUUCUUACGCGUUUGGGAGUUCAUUUCUCGGAUGGUACGAUUGUACAGUAUUUUGCGGAGGUUAUCAAACAGCAGCAGAUUGACGCUCAUUUCCAUGGCAACGAAGAAUUAAGAGCACAAACUGUUAUUGMUAAUCUUUCAAAGUCUCUACAAUAUAAGAAUGUUGCUCCUCUUGAUCCUUGACGCCAUGCUUUCUACCUCCGGUAGCUAUGUCCUUCAUCUACUUCCUUUAGCCAUGUUCUUCAUCUAUUUCCGGUAGCCAUGUCCUUCAUCUACUUCCGGUAAACAUGUCCUUCAUCUACUUCCGGUAGCCAUGUCAUUCAAAUAACGCGUUUCGUUAAAAAGAAACAGAGUUUACAAGCAUUUAAAUGUGUCGAAAAUUGACAAAGAAUGUAUGCUUAAAGGAAACUAGGAGAAAGGCUUCGGUAACCAUGGUAACUUCCAAAUAAAUGGAGAAAGAAGAAAGACGAAAGAAAAAAAGAUGAACAGCGAAAAAUGAUAAAAGAAAGAUGAAAAGAUGGAAUGAUUGACGGCGUGCAGCACUUUGGAAUGCAUUCUGGARGGCAAGACAUUAGGUUUCCAAUCUCAGGAAAUUGAAAUACUUUUGUUAUGUUCUCCAAAUAUGACCUCCAUUGACGUCGCAKGCAAUAACAUGCAAUAACGGGGUUUGUAGAUUACAUAAAUGGAUGGAUGAGUGAAAARUAUAUGAAUGAAAAGAAAGACAGAAAGUAGAAAAUGCAAAGAAAGGAUGGAAAAGGCGAAGAAACUAAUCAAUUAAAUAGUUUUAAUAAUUUUUAAUAAUCUUAACAACGUUUAAACAAAAUACAAAUAAAUGCAUAAUAAUAGCAAUAGCAGCAACAAGGUUAACAACAACAACAAUAAUAAGAACAACAAAAGCAACAAUUUAAAAAUAGCAAAAAUAACAGUGUUUGUUCAAAGAAAAAUUUUCAAAAACAAAAAUAAUUUUUUCCUCGCAAAUGUCUAGCGAGAGCAUAAAUUAUMAUCGAUUAUUCGGCUGAAAACGCAUUUUUUUGCAUUUUUUUUCCCAAAACGAUUCAUAAUUUUAUUAUCAGAAAGAAAUUCGGAAAUCUCAAAUCAGCCAGAAUGUUGUCAUACAUCGAUGUAAAUAUUGACUUGAAAUUUUAAUAAAAAAUUAUAAUAA
This is a messenger RNA of Actinia tenebrosa (Australian red waratah sea anemone), 3595 nucleotides long. Its product is annotated as guanine nucleotide exchange protein smcr8a. NCBI's taxonomy places the organism in Eukaryota, Metazoa, Cnidaria, Anthozoa, Actiniaria, Actiniidae. Gene Ontology annotation, cellular component: guanyl-nucleotide exchange factor complex. Gene Ontology annotation, molecular function: GTPase activator activity. The record is from RefSeq and is a predicted model, not a curated record.